This is a messenger RNA of Heterocephalus glaber (naked mole-rat), 8000 nucleotides long. NCBI's taxonomy places the organism in Eukaryota, Metazoa, Chordata, Mammalia, Rodentia, Bathyergidae. The record is from RefSeq and is a predicted model, not a curated record.
CUACGCCACUGGACAGCACAAAAUUUUAAAAUAUUCUAUGGCACAGGAUAGGUGGACAUGGAAGAGAUCACCAAGGAAACAAAAGGCAUGGGUUCCCUGUGGAGUUGGUGGACACUCUGGGCCGGAACAACCCUCCUGUGGGCCACGCUGCCCACCGCGGAGCCCUCCUGCCAAGGCGUACAGUGCAAGGCCGGGGAGCACUGCCAGGGGGUGGGCGGCAAGACCAGGUGCGUGACGCAGUCCAGGGCCGUCUGCCGCGCCCAGGGUGACCCCCAUUACACCACCUUCGACGGCCGUCGCUAUGACAUGAUGGGCACCUGCACCUACACUAUGGCCGAGCUGUGCGGGAAGGACGAGACCCUGCCGGCCUUCAGCGUGGAGGCCAAGAAUGAGCGCCGGAGCAGCCGCCUCGUCUCCUACGUGGGCCUGGUGACUGUGCGUGCCUACAGCCACUCGGUGACGCUGGCCCGCGGGGAAGUUGGCUUUGCGCGGAUCGACAACCAGCGCUCUCGCCUGCCAGCCUCCCUGAGCAAGGGCCGCCUGCGUGUGUACCAGAGAGGGACACAGGCUGUGGUGGAGCUGACCUUCGGGCUGGUGGUCACCUACAACUGGGACUGCCAGCUGACAGUGAGCCUGCCCAAGAGCUUCCAAGACCAGGUGUGUGGGCUGUGUGGCAACUAUAAUGGUGACCCUGCUGACGACUUCCUCAUGCCUGACCUGGAGCAGGCUGCCAGCCCCGAUGAGUUUGCCAGUAGCUGGAGGCUGGAUGAUGGGGACUACUUGUGCAGUCAUGGCUGCCAGAGCAGCUGUCCUGCCUGCACCAAAGGCCAGGCCCAGCACUACGAGGGCAGCCGUCUCUGUGGCAUGCUGACCCUGCCUAAAGGUCCCUUCGCUGCCUGCCAUGAAUCUCUGAAUCCCCGGCCUUUCCUGGAAGAUUGUGUGUAUGACCUGUGUGUGACCAGAGGGGAGCGGCUCAGCCUGUGUCGUGGCCUCACUGCCUAUGCCCAGGCCUGUGUGGAGCUGGGCAUCUCUGUUGAGGACUGGAGGUCACCAGCCAAAUGCCCCAUGUCCUGCCCAGCCAACAGCCGCUACGAGCUCUGCGCGCCCCCCUGCCCGGCCACCUGCAACUCCGAGGCGGUGCCGUCCAACUGCUCCGACCACCCGUGCGUCGAGGGCUGCGUGUGCCAGUCCGGCUUCGUGGCCAGCGGCGGCGCCUGCGUGCCGGCCUCGUCCUGCGGCUGCGUCCACGAGGGCCGCCCCCUGGCGCCCGGCCAGGAGCUGUGGGGCGACGACCUGUGCCGCCAGCGCUGCACCUGCGACGGCGCCACCCAGAAGGUGACCUGCCGCAACACUCAGGGCUGCCCGCAGGGGGAGCGCUGCCGCGUGGAGAACGGCCUCCUGGGCUGCUACCCCGACAAUUUCGCGAGCUGCCAGGCGUCUGGGGACCCGCACUACAUCAGCUUCGACGGCCGGCGCUUCGACUUCAUGGGCACCUGCACCUACCUGCUGGUGGGCUCCUGUGGCCAGGACGCAGAGCUGCCCACCUUCCGCGUGCUGGUGGAGAAUGAGCAUCGUGGCGUCCAGACCGUGAGCUACACGCGUGCCGUGCGGGUGGAGGCCCGCGGUGUGAAGCUGGCCCUGCGCCGGGAGUACCCGGGCAAAGUGCUGGUGGAUGGCAUCCUUCAUUACCUGCCCUUCCAAGCCGCAGAUGGGCAGGUACAGGUGUUCCGCCAGGGCAACGAGGGUUUUGUGCGCACAGAUUUUGGCCUGACUGUCACCUACAACUGGAACGCCCUAGUGACCGCCAAGGUGCCAGGCAGCUAUGCCAAGGCCCUGUGUGGGCUGUGCGGGAACUUCAACGGGGACCCGGCGGAUGACCUGGCUCUGCGGGGUGGAGGCCAAGCUGCCAACGCCCUGGACUUCGGGAACAGCUGGCAGGAGGAGGCCACGCCCGGCUGUGGAGCAACUGACACUGGUGACUGUCCCAAGCUGGACUCCCUGGUGGCCGAGCAGCUGGAGAGCAAGGAGGAGUGCGGGAUCAUUGCUGACCCCAACGGGCCCUUCCGGGACUGUCACGCCACGCUGGACCCGCAGGGUGUGGUGCGCAACUGCGUCUACGACCGCUGCCUGCUGCCCGGCCUGUCUGGGCCGCUGUGUGACUCACUGGCCACGUACACUGCUGCCUGCCUGGCUGCGGGGGCCACGGUGCAUCCCUGGAGGAGUGAGGAGCUUUGCCCGCCGAGCUGUCCUCCUCACAGCCACUACGAGGCCUGUUCCUACGGCUGCCCGAUAACCUGCGGGGACCUCCCGGUGUCCGGGGGCUGUGACUCAGAAUGCCGCGAGGGCUGCGAGUGUGACGACGGCUUCGCCCUCAGUGGUGAGUCCUGCGUGCCGCUGGCUUCCUGUGGCUGCGUACACCAAGGCUCCUACUACCCUCCCGGCCAGAGCUUCUACCCUGGGCCUGGCUGUGACUCCCUUUGCCACUGCGAGGAGGGCGGCCUGGUAUCCUGUCAGCCUUCCAGCUGCGGCCCACACGAGGCCUGCCGGCCAUCCAAUGGCAUCCUGGGCUGUGUGCCCGUGGGCGCUACCACCUGCCAAGCGUCGGGAGACCCCCACUACACCACCUUUGACGGCCAGCGCUUCGACUUCAUGGGCACCUGUGUGUACGUGCUGGCUCAGACCUGUGGGACACGGCCCGGCCUGCCCCAGUUCACUGUCCUGCAGGAGAACGCGCCCUGGGGCAAUGGACGCUACAGCGCCACCAGGGUGGUCACGGUCAUCGUGGGUAACUACACCCUUCGGCUGGAGCAGAAUAAGCGGAAAGUCAUGGUGAAUGGUGUGGACAAGAAGCUGCCUGUGGAAUUGGCUGGGGGUCAGGUCCGUGUCUUCCAGCAUGGCUCAGAUGCUGUGAUCAAGACCGACUUUGACCUGCAUGUGACCUAUGACCUCAUGUACUAUGUGCGAGUCACUGUUCCAGGCAACUACUACAAGCAGAUGUGUGGCCUGUGUGGUGACUACAAUGGUGACCCCAAAGAUGACUUCCAGAAGCCUGACGGCUCACUGGCAGCCAAUCCCAAUGAGUUUGGCAACUCCUGGGAGGAGCCAGUGCCCAACUCCCCCUGUGUGCCAAAGCCAGACUGCAACCCCGAUGAGGAGGACUGCAAACAGAAGUGCAGCGCUGAGCUGGAGGAGAAGUACCAGCAGGAGCAGUUCUGUGGGUUCCUCACCAGCCCUACAGGGCCGCUGGCUGCCUGCCAUGAGCUGAUCAAUCCCCAGGGUUCCCUGAAAGACUGUGUCUUUGAUCUCUGCUUGGGUGGUGGGAACAUAAGCAUCCUCUGUGACAACAUCCACGCUUACGUGAGCAUCUGCCAGGAAGCCGGAGGCCGCGUGGAGCCCUGGAGGACUGAAUCUUUCUGCCCGAUGGAGUGCCUCCCCAACAGCCACUAUGAUCUCUGCGCCGACGUCUGCUCCCUGAGCUGCUCUGCUCUCAGUGCCCCCCUGCAAUGCCCAGAUGGGUGUGCUGAGGGCUGUGAGUGUGACCCUGGCUUCCUCUACAAUGGGCAGGCUUGCGUGCUCAUCCAGGAAUGCGGCUGCUACCACAAUGGUGCCUACUAUGAGCCAGAGGAGAUGGUACUCAUUGACAACUGCCAGCAGAAGUGUGUGUGCCAUGUGAGCAAAGGCAUGGUGUGCCAGGACCACAGGUGCAACCCAGAGGAGGUGUGCGAGCUCUCAGGAGGCAUCCUGAGCUGCAUCACCAAAGAUCCAUGCCACGGUGUGACGUGCCGGCCACAGGAGACAUGCAAAGAGCAGAAUGGCCAGGGCGUGUGCGUGCCCAACUACGAUGUCACGUGUUGGCUGUGGGGUGAUCCCCACUACCAUUCCUUCGACGGCUGGGAGUUUGACUUCCAGGGCACCUGCGACUAUGUGCUGGCAGCGGUGGGCUGCCCGGGGGUCAGUGCUGAGGGCCUGACACCCUUCACUGUUACUACCAAGAACAAGAACCGAGGCAACCCCUCCGUGUCCUAUGUGAACCGCGUCACCGUGUCUGCCCUUGGCACCAACAUCUCCAUCCACAAGGACGAGGUCGGCAAAGUCCGGGUGAACGGCAUGCUGACAGCCUUGCCUGUCUCUGUAGCCCACGGGCAGAUUUUGGUGACUCACGGCCCAGGGAAGGCUGUGUUGGUGGCUGACUUCGGGCUUCAAGUCAGCUAUGACUGGGAUUGGCGGGUGGAGGUGACGCUGCCCAGUAGCUACCAUAGUGCGGUGUGCGGGCUGUGUGGGAACAUGGACCUAAACCCCGGCAAUGACCAAGUCUUCCCUAACGGCACACUGGCUCCCUCAGUACCCCUCUGGGGUGGCAGCUGGCGGGUUCCAAGUUGGGACCCAUUUUGCUGGGAUGAAUGUCAGGGGUCCUGCCCUACAUGCCCUGAGGACCAACAACAAGAGUAUGAGGGUCCCAGCUUCUGCGGACCCCUGGUGCCCGGCCCAGGGGGCCCCUUUGCCACCUGCCAUGCCCAUGUGCCACCUGAAAGCUUCUUCAAGGGCUGUGUUCUGGAUGUCUGCUUGGGUGGCGGGGCCCAGGACCUGCUUUGCCAGGCGCUGGCUGCCUACGCUGCUGCCUGCCAGGCCGCUGGGAUCGUCAUCAAGGACUGGAGGACACAGGCCGGCUGUGAGAUCCCCUGCCCUGACAACAGCCACUAUGAGCUCUGUGGCCCACGCUGCCCAGCCAGCUGCCCGUCCCCCUCAGCCCCCACGACCCCAGCUGUAUGUGACGGUCCCUGCAUCGAGGGCUGCCAGUGUGACGAGGGCUUCGUGUUGAGUGCUGAGCUCUGUGUCCCCCUGAAUGGAGGCUGUGGCUGCUGGGCCAAUGGCACCUACUAUGAGGCUGGCAGCGAGUUUUUGGCUGAUGGUACCUGCUCUCAGCUGUGCCGCUGUGGGCCUCAAGGUGGCUCGCUGGUCUGCACGCCUGCCAGCUGUGGGCUAGGCGAAGAGUGUGCUUUGCUGCCUUCUGGCCAGUAUGGCUGCCAACCAGUUAGCACAGCUGAGUGCCAAGCCUGGGGUGACCCCCAUUAUAUCACCCUGGAUGGGCGCCAAUUCGACUUCCAAGGUACUUGUGAGUACCUGCUGAGUGCACCCUGUGAUACACCACCCAAGGGCACUGAGAACUUCACCGUCACCGUCACCAAUGAACACCGGGGCAGCCAGGCAGUCAGCUACACCCGCACCGUCACUCUAUACGUGUACAACCAUGUCCUGACCCUCAGUGCCCUCUGGCCACAGCGGCUAAAGGUGGAUGGUGAGCUCGUGGCGCUGCCUUUCAACCUCGGCUCAAACCUGCGUGCAUACCUGAGCGUCAGUGAUGUGGUGGUGACCACCGACUUCGGGCUCUCUCUGUCUUUCGACGGGAACAGCUUCGUGAAGCUGCACGUGCCAGCAGCUUAUGCGGGUGCCCUUUGUGGCCUGUGUGGUAACUACAACAAGGACCCCUCAGAUGACUUGACUGCUGUGGAUGGGAACCCCAGCGGCUGGCAGGUGGGCGGCGCCCUGGACUGCAAGGAGUGUGUGCCGGGGCCUUGUCCGGACCCCUGCACUCCGGAGGAGCAGGAGUCCUUUGCCGGCCCUGAUGCCUGUGGCGUGAUUUCGGCCCCUGACGGCCCACUGGCACCCUGCCACACCCUGGUUUCACCUGAACACUACUUCAAGGGGUGUUUGCUGGAUGCCUGCCAGGCCCAGGGCCAUCUGGGAGGCCUCUGUCCGGCAGUGGCUGCCUACGUGGCAGCCUGCCAGGCUGCUGGGGCCCAACUCGAUGAGUGGAGGCGGCUAGACUUCUGUCCCUUCCUGUGCCCUGUCAACAGCCACUACGAGCUCUGCGGUAACUCCUGCCCUGUCAGCUGCCCGAGCCUCUCCGAGCCCGAGGGCUGCGAGCCUACUUGCCGAGAGGGCUGUGUCUGUAAUUCUGGCUUGGUGCUCAGUGGUGGCACUUGUGUGCCUGUGGACCAGUGUGGCUGCCUCCAUGAUGGCCGCUAUUACCUACUGGGUGCAGCCUUCUACCCAGGCCCUGAGUGUGAGCGCCGCUGUGAGUGUGGCCCAGGUGGCCAGGUCACCUGCCAGGAGGGCGCGGCUUGUGGCCCCCAUGAAGAGUGCCGGACAGAGGACGGCGUUCAGGCCUGCCAUCCCACGGGCUGUGGCCGCUGCCUGGCCAAUGGGGGCAUCCACUACAUCACUCUCGAUGGACGUGUCUAUGACCUGCAUGGCUCAUGCUCCUAUGUGUUGGCCAAAGUCUGCCACCCAAAGCCUGGGGAAGAGGACUUUUCCAUCGUGCUUGAGAAGAACAAGGAUGGAGAACCUCAAAGGGUGCUGGUUACUGUGGUUGACCAGGUUGUGAGCCUGGCUGGAGGACCGAAGGUCACCGUGGACGGUGAGGAUGUGACUCUGCCUGUGGCUGUGGGCCGUGUGCAAGUGACUGCUGAAGGCCGAAACAUCGUUCUGCAGACAACCAAGGGACUGCGGCUUCUCUUUGAUGGCGACACCCAUGUCCUCAUAUCCAUCCCUAGCCCCUUCCAAGGGCGGAUCUGUGGCCUCUGUGGAAACUUUAACGGCAAUUGGAGUGAUGACUUUACCCUGCCCAAUGGUGAUGUGGCCCCCAGUGUGGAAGCCUUUGGAACUGCCUGGCAUGCGCCUGACUCCUCCCAGGGCUGUAUCGAGGGCUGUGGGCCCCAGGGAUGCCCUGUGUGUUUAGCAGAGGAGACAGCCGUCUACGAGAGCAACCAGGCCUGUGGGCAGCUCCAGGACCCGAAGGGCCCCUUCUCGACCUGCCACAAUGUGUUGAAACCCUCUGAAUACUUCCGCCAAUGUGUGUAUGACCAGUGUGCCGCAAAAGGUGACAAAGCCUUCCUCUGCCGUAGCCUGGCAGCCUACACAGCCGCCUGUCAGGCAGCUGGUGGGUCUGUGAAGCCCUGGAGGACAGACAGCUUCUGCCCGCUGGAGUGCCCAGCCCAUAGCCACUACUCCAUCUGCACACACUCCUGCCAGGACUCCUGUGUGGCUCUCUCCGGCUUCACGGGCUGCACAACUCGCUGCUUUGAGGGCUGUGAGUGUGAUGACCGGUUCCUGCUUUCCGAGGGUGUUUGCGUCCCUGUCCAAGACUGCGGAUGCACCCAUAACGGCAGAUACUUGCCGGUGAACUCCACCCAGCUAAGUGCGGACUGCAGUGAGUGCUGUUCGUGUUCCUCAAGCAUUGGCCUGACGUGCCAGGCUGCCAGUUGCCCAGAAGGCCAAGUCUGUGAUCUCCAGGAAGGAUCCUGGGUCUGCCGGGCUGCCAGUGGGCUCUGUUCCCUCUCUGUGGGUGCCAACCUCACCACCUUCGAUGGUGCCCACCAUGCUGUUGGCUCCGCUGGCACCUAUGAGUUCUCGUCUCGCUGCCCAGGAGUACAGGAGAACAUCCCCUGGUACCGUGUGGUUGCGGAUGUCCAGCCCUGCCAGAACAAUGUCAAGGCCGUGAGCACGGUCCACAUCUUCUUCCAGGAUGGGAUAGUGACUGUGACUGCAAACAAGGGCAUGUGGGUGAAUGGUCUACGAGUGGGCCUCCCAGCUGAAGUGCUAACAUCUGUGUCGGUCAAACGGGGUUCUGAUGGUUCCAUACUAGUCCACCAGAAGGAAGGGGUCCAAGUGCGGCUGGGAAGUGAUGGGCAUCUGGAUGUGAUGGUCGGUGAUGACCAUGCUGGCAUGCUAUGUGGAGCCUGUGGAAACUUUGAUGGAGACCGUACUAAUGACUUGGAUGAUUCCCAGGGGGAAACAGUGAUGGAGAAAUGGAAAGCACCAGACUUCUCCCCAUGCCACAACUGAUCAGUCAUCCACCAGGAGUGAAGACUUCAAGACCUGACACCUUGGAGGUUACAAUGGUUGAAGGAUGCACUGUGUACCCCUACCCUGCUCUACUCCUUUGCUGAGCCACUGAGGCUGAAUGUGACAGCAUUGAAUAAAGCCAAGCUGCAUGCCAG